Molecule: messenger RNA, 1026 nt
Organism: Penicillium malachiteum
Lineage: Eukaryota; Fungi; Ascomycota; Eurotiomycetes; Eurotiales; Aspergillaceae
Product: DSC4 family protein
Exons: 2
Coding region: 1-1026 (341 amino acids)
Biological process (GO): protein processing; SREBP signaling pathway
Cellular component (GO): Dsc E3 ubiquitin ligase complex
Source: RefSeq, a predicted model, not a curated record
AUGACCGACGUCGAUGCCUUCCGCGAUGCAGAGUUCAUCGCCGAUACGUCUGGUAUAUCCUUCAACGAUGACGCAGAGAGCGUUUCAGGUGUCGGGGCUGGCCCGCGGAGCGCCCAGGACCGCAUCCGCGUGAGGAAACUCCAGUCAAAAGCGAAGAUAGCUUCACUCGACAGAUUACUUCGAGAUCUUGAUAUCCUCGUGUAUUGUCAACUAUCUGCUCUGUACUAUAUGGACUGCUCUGUUAUCCUCUUCGCCAUCCGCGCCGUAGUUGAACUAAUAUUCUUUUCGCCGAAAGUCUCCCCAUUCGAACCAACUCGCAAUCAGCCUUUUAUUGGAGCCAUUCUCGCCAGUAACCUCAUUUGCAUGAUCUUUCACGCCUUUCUCAUUCGCCCAGAAGCUGGAGAAGCCACGCGCGGAUAUCUACACGGCGGUCUAUUCAUCGAUUUCAUCGGACAAACUCCCGUCCCUAUCUUCCGACUUCUCUCAUUCGACAUCUUAAUCUUGCUUGUCGAUUUCGUCAUGCUAGGCCUGAUUAUUGAGCGCGUGAAAACAGCUGCGAUAAUUAGCCCACCAUCUACUACUGCUGCUUCUACAACGAAUAACGACACCAUGAACACCUCAGAUCGAAACACAGAGGGACAAGCACUAGGGCAAGAACAAGACCAAGACCACGAUGCAGAGGAACGGGGUGUUGUGCGAGGAAGCGAACAGACAGAAGAUACCGCUACAACACCCACACUCUCAAUAGAAGAUGACGACAUCAACGAUGAACGAAAUACCCUUCUCGCUGAUCCGGGCGAAUACACCUCAGGCCGAGAUAACCACCCCCUCGACUUAUUCGCAUCGGGCCAGGCUGUGAUUAUGCAUAUGGGGCUAUUCAGUACAAUAAGGGGUCAAUGGGUGCACUCUAGUAUUCCACAUCGUCCAGCUGGUUACUCGCCGUCACCGGAGACAGCGAUGUUUCUUCGGCAGCGGUUCGGAUUGCAGGUUGGCACCGAUGGACGAAUUGUACGGGUGGGUCGGUAG